This is a messenger RNA of Phalacrocorax carbo (great cormorant), 375 nucleotides long. Lineage: Eukaryota; Metazoa; Chordata; Aves; Suliformes; Phalacrocoracidae. The record is from RefSeq and is a predicted model, not a curated record.
GGAAGGCGCGCGGGGCAGGGCGGGAGUGCCCGCAGGCGGCCCGGUGCGGCGGUCCGGGCAGGGCAGGGCACGGCGGCACCGGCAGGAUGUGGUACGAGAUCCUGCCCGGCAUGGCCAUCAUGGGCGUGUGCCUCGCCAUUCCCGGCCUCUCCACCAUCUACAUGCACCGCCGGUGCAACGGCGGCAAGGAGAAGAGGAUCGCCCGCUAUCCCUACCAGUGGACCCUGAUGGAAAGAGACAGGCGGCUGUCGGGUGUCAACAAGUACUACGUCUCCAAGGGUCUGGAGAACAUAGACUAAGGUGCCAGCACUUUGAAGAAUCCACAUACCGAUAUAAAAUGAUCUAACUCAUUAAUAAAGGUAUACAUGUAUUCAA